Triticum urartu is the source of this 1095-nucleotide messenger RNA. The record is from RefSeq and is a predicted model, not a curated record. Lineage: Eukaryota; Viridiplantae; Streptophyta; Magnoliopsida; Poales; Poaceae.
GCCGACAAUUUUCAUUUCGGGAUGGAUAAGCAAUCGGCAAGAGGCAAAAGUGGAGCAGAUCAAGGGAUUGCAAAGAUUAAGGAGGCAAAAGCUAAUCAUCAGAAGAGUGUUAAAGAUGGAGAUAAAAGGCAUGGUGUAAAUCAGAAGGUUGUUAAAGACACAGAUAGAGAUUGCAAUGUAAGGAAAAGAAAGGCUAAAGAUGGUAAUGAAGGCAAAACCAGGGAGAAAAGAAGUGCUAUAGAUGAACAGAAACACAGAGAGCUUGACGGAGAUGGGGCAAGCAAGAACUAUAUUCAUGAUCUAAUGGACUUGGCUCAUCUUAAUGGGAACAAGUUCACUUCUGAUGAUUUCAAGAAAAGGAAAGGCUUAAACGCUAACAGUUCUCUACAUGAUCAUCAAAGUAUGCCAAUGACUAAGAUGCCAAGGACGUCUCCUGCCAAUCAUCUUUGUGUGAAUGGGGAAAUGUUGAAGCAUUCUCAAGGAACUGCGCCUACAUUACCAGUGGGCACAAACCCUCGUGAGGCAGGCAUGCUUGAAGAUAGCAAGGAAUGCAUCAAAAAUGGCAUGACCGGCCUCCUCAACCUAGAGGAACACAAUUCUGCAGUCUCUCCAUCCAGCUAUGGCAGCAGUGAAGUCUCUCUGACGCCAGCUCACCCUGAUACCAAGUAUCUGAGCCAUGUGUACUCCGUACCAGCGGCCGACGACCGCUCAGAGUACAUUGAUCAAGACUGGCUGUUUUCGGGAGACCGUGUUCACCAGAAAACAACGAUGCUUGAGGCCGCAGAAGCACCCCAGGUCUGGGCUGAAGCACAGCUGAUCGAUUCUGCUGAUGUAGUUGCUCUGCCUUAUGUUGUUCCUUUGUAAUGUGAAACUCCUCCUUCAUAGUUUUGGGCUAUGAUCAGGAAGCGCAGAAGAUAGGAUUCACUUAUUCGUUUUGCUGUCAUGCCAGCAUGGUUUUGUUGGCGAGAUUUCUGGCCACUAAACUGCUAGUGACACUAGUUGAGGUUUUAUUGUCUGUAAGGUUGUGCUGCAUAUCAGAUGAUACGACGGCCAACGGGCACACUUGAGAUUCUGUACAUGAAGCGUUUUGAUUCA